Molecule: messenger RNA, 270 nt
Organism: Pipistrellus nathusii (Nathusius's pipistrelle)
Lineage: Eukaryota; Metazoa; Chordata; Mammalia; Chiroptera; Vespertilionidae
Source: the annotation of a GenBank genome assembly
AUGCUGGGAGGCCUGGGGAAGCUUGCUGCCGAGGGCUUGGCCCACCGCACGGAGAAGGCCACGGAGGAGGCCGUUCAUGCCGUGGAGGGGGUGGUGAAGGAGGUAGUGGAGCACGCCAAGGAGGCUGGAGAGAAAGCCAUUGCCGAAGCCUUCAAGAAGGCCCAGGAGACAGGGGACAAAGUGGUAAAGGAAGUUACGGAGACUGUGACCCACACAGUCACAAAUGCUGUCACCCAUGCAGCAGAAGGCCUGGGUAAACUGGGACAGUGA